This is a messenger RNA of Mytilus californianus (California mussel), 4872 nucleotides long. RefSeq lists its product as uncharacterized. The transcript is spliced from 10 exons. Lineage: Eukaryota; Metazoa; Mollusca; Bivalvia; Mytilida; Mytilidae. The record is from RefSeq and is a predicted model, not a curated record. Bases 3227 to 4522 code for a protein of 431 amino acids.
UGACAAAAUCAAACGUUAGACUUCAUGAACAAACGGAACAAAAGGAAAACAAAUGUCAUAUUCCUGGCUUGGUACAGUUUCCGCAGAAAAUGGUGGGUUAAACCUGGUUUUAAAGCUAGCUAAACUGCCCAUUUAAGACAGGUGCUUAUAUAUAGUUCCAUCAUUUUGACAAAAUUGGAUGAGCAUCCAAUACCGGCAUAACAGAUACGUACAGUGAGUACGAACUACGAUCAUUUACUCCGACACUCAUUAUACACUGCCACAAAAGAGCAUAAUCAUAAUAGACACUCGUGUGAUGAGUUCAAAAAAGGUUCUGAUACUAUAUAAAGCUACAUACUGCUAGACGAAUUCUAAAAAAUAAUGAAUCAUUGCAAAACAUUUCAAACAAUGAAAAUAGCUAGAUUGUACCGGACUGUGGUUUUCUUAUUUUUGCGGAAUUUGGUGUCGAUGGAAGAUCUUUGGUUGCUUAAUUAACACACAACUCGGACCUCUUGAUGUCUUUUGGUUAUUUUGGUCGUUGGAUUGACAUUUUAUAAAAUGAUUGGAUCUGCCACAUGUAAUUCAUCGGUGGGCCAAAAUUAAAUGGUUUUUUUUACAUCAAACUUCCACAGAUCACUCAUUUUUUUCUCGAAAAUACGAAAAGUCGGUUUAAUUCAGCUUCAAAAGAGGGACGAAAGAUACCAGAGGGACAUUCAAUCUCAUAGAUCGAAAACAAACUGACAACGCCAUGGCCAAAAAUAAUAAGACAAACAGACAAAUAGUAGUACAGAUGACACAACAUAGAAAACUAAAGUCUAAGCAACACGAACCCCACCAAAAACUGGGGGUGAUCUCAGGUGCUCCGGAAGGGUAAGCAGAUCCUGCUCCACAUGUGGCACCCGUCGUGUUGCUUAUGUUAUUACAAAUCCGGUAAAUAGUCUAAUUCGGUAGGUCACAUUCGUGAAAAGGGAAGGGUAUUGUAGUUACGACAUAAGGAACAUAUCCGAUAUCAUCUGUGAAACGGUUAUUCCAUAACGGUCAACCAACUCGUGAUGGCGUCCGUAAAAUUUACGAAGGGAUGAUUUCAACUUCACCAUUUGGAACUCUUGGUUUAAUAGCUUCCUUGUGAGCAGCAAUCCUCUACAAGGAAAUCAUGAUAGGAAAUACAAGCCCGGGAAUAUCGUAUCAAUUGGGAGAUAUAUACUCCGUAUGCAGGCGCUGCUGGAAUGUUGCUACAUAAAAAUAGAAAAUUCACAAUUGCGAAGCUGAAAUCAUCUCUUUUGUCGUAAAGUUUAGUUUUCAACCGACCCUCAUUGUCAAUUUCUAGAUGUAAGUCAAGAUAUGAGGCAGACUUAACUGUAUCUGUAGUAUCCUUUAUCUCUAGUUCUAUGGGAUGGAUUUAACGUACAAGCAUUGUUGUAAAACCCCGGUCGUAUUACACGUUUGUGCUUCCAUCAACCAACAGCCACCCCAUAAAACAAGACACUGUCUCAUAUCGGUAUAAACAAAUAUCUAUUCAAAAUAACGGAAUAGGAAACAUGACACACAGUCAAUAUACACGCACUUGUCAACCCACAUACAAGGUAACAAUGUAUUUAUUACUGUUCUUCAUCUCAAUGUCACAGUGAGGCCUUCCCAAAGAACAGACACUGUAACAUCACUGUACGUUCAAGUCGAACCGAAAUCUCAGAAAGAAUGUCAUAAAAUGCCUAUUAAUCAUCUAACAAUCAACUACAGAACUUUUACAACAUGUGACAAUCACGGGACAAUCUGAGAUAAAUAUUAGAUAAAUUGGAAGGAAACAAUGUAUAUGAACAGGGUCAGUGAUUCAGGUGGUCUGUGUAAUAAUUUUGAGCGAAAAGGAAGCACAUGAGAUCACCCCUUUUUUUGGUGGGGUUCGUGUUGCUCAUUCUUUAAAGUUCUCUAUUUGUAGACUAAUGUCUGUUUGUCUUUUGGUUAUGUGCCAUGGAAUUCAACCGGCCAGUUCGUUUUCGUCUUAUGAGUUUGAAUAUACCUUUGGAGUCUUCCGCCUCUCUUUUAUCUCGAGAAAGUUCAAAUUGCAUCGUCAGAGUAGUAGAUUUAAAUUUGAACUAGAUAACGAUUCAUUUAUGUAAUAUUGUGAAGAUUCAAGAAUAAAAGUUUCAAGAUGUAUGUAUUGUAAAGAAUCAAGAAUAAACGUCGUACCAUAAAAACGAUUACAAGUGAUACAAAGUUCUAUAUAGGCGUAUGUAAUAUCCCUUAACAUAAUAGUUGACAGGGUCAGACAAGAAUUUUGAAAAAGCUGAUACUUGUGCCAAAUAAAGGUUUGAUUAGAUUUCAGAUAAGAUCCUUAAACUCUGAAUAUUGCAUUAUCUAAUUUGGAAGUACACACGCACGACCCUUUUAACAGCAGCAAUAACAUGUCUUGAAUGGAACCGCUGAAAGAUUUUUUAUCAAAACAUGCAAAUCGUGCUUAAUCUUUUCGGUAUAUAACGCUAAUAUAGGCAAAUAAUUUUCCCUUCUUAAGAACAAAAUAACUAAAAGUACACACUUUGUAGGCAUAAAUAUUCAGCAAUGAAUCCCGUUAUACAAAACCUGAUACAAAUUGCGAUGGAAAAACUUUCAAAAAAUAAAAGCAUUAUUUUUCUUUUGUUCCAUGUCAGUCUUUGGUUUUAUUAAAUGCCAGUCUUAAUCAUAAAUGUAAACUACUUUAACGUAUAUGACUAAACUUUAUUUUUUGAUUAUAUGAACAUAUUUUUUGUGUUUUAUUUUUUUACCUCAGACCAUGAAAAAAUACCAGCAAUAAGCGGUUUCAAAACAAAGAACCUUUGACCAAAACUGACUAAUGGAAACAAAUUGAUUGGCAUUGGUUGUAAAUUUUGGCUAAACUUAUUAACUCACAACUAAGUAAUUACGGAAUAUUUUAUAGAAAAUAUUUUGCAAGAAUAAUAUUGUCUGUUGCGGUUUUUUUUUAAAGUCUUUUCAAAUAUUUCAGCAUCUUGUUAAAGUUAUGAAUAAUGAUAGUUCUCCAACAAAAAGAUUAGGCCAACAUGAAUAAUAUUGAACCCUCGAAAUGUUACUAACAACAUUUCCACCGCCUUAAUUGUGACGUUCUGUCUUUCCGCUUUGUUCCAACGUCCAACAAGAAGACGUUCAGAUUAUGACGUUACCUCUAUUUAACAUCCGGGCUAUCUUUCCCUCGCUACGACGGAAAGCCCAGCAAGAAAAUUCUGAGUAGCAGUCUUUUAGAGAAAUCAAAGAAAAGAAAAUGGAUUGUGUCUAUUUUCCAGAUAUUUACAGCAUUACUUCACUUUCACACAGAACAAUUGACGUAUUUGCUACAAUCAGCGAGUCCCUUGAGGUGACUUUCCAUUCGGAAACUUCAGAUUUUCCAAGACAACAAAUACAUAGCAUCAUGCAGGAAAUGGUGACUUACAGAGACAAUACGGAAUUUCCAGAAAUAAACAAAUUACUUUAUCUCCUGACUGAGAUGGUGUUGGGUGUUGUCGAAUCACACCAGAUAGACAGUGUUAGUAGUAGGCAGAUAGACAGUGUUAGUAGUAGGAAGUCCGUUGCUGAAAGGAUCCAGAACAAAUUCCUUAAACUGGUUUCUUCAUCUAACAGCAUUGAACCAAUUCCAACAUUUGAUCAUGUAAAAACUGAAGAAUAUUAUGCUGAUGUCGAUGAAAUGUAUAAACUGAUGAGGACACACAAACACAUUUACAGAGAAAUUAAAAGACAACAAGAGAUAUGUUGGAUUGCUAACAGUAAGGUGCAGACAUACGAAUUAUGCUUGAAGACGGCCGAGAUGUCACGAAAUCACAUGGCAGACAAACUAUCCAGAUCAAAGUUGAAAGAGCGAGAUGACAGCAUUAGAUAUUUGCAGAAAACACUAAAUGAUAAAAAGCAGAAAGCAGCAGAAACUGCCAAAAGAUACCAAACUUUAAUAACAAAAGAGAAAACAGCAAGAAAUGCUUUACUGCUGAUUGAAAGGAAUCUAUUGGACGAUAUUACAUUCAACUUGAUAGAUCGUAUUCAGAGUGGACUAGUAUCUAUGAAGUAUAUCAUAGCCACACAAACUAAUAAACUGUAUGAAAUACUUCCACACAUUGACGAGUUUGACUGCCGAUUGGCUGCAGAAUCAAUUAUAGAGAAGCUUAGCUCCAAAUACCAAUAUAGUUCACCACAGGAAUUUCACAUUGCAAACGGAUUUAAUGCCAAGUUACCAGAUAUACGAUUUGUAAGUUGCAAAACAUAUAUACAGAUAAUGACGAAACAACCAUCUGAGCCUCAAUCUGAGCAGACAAAAGAACAACGUAAUAAUAAUAACGUCAGUAACCACGACAACCAGUUCAAAUUUUUAAGCAACACUUAUGUGAAAACAAAAGAUUUGUCAGAGAAACCCAACGAGUGCUUUGUCAAAAUAACCAAAGGGAUGGUUGUUAAGUUGAAGAUUGCCACAGACGAAUCAAAGGUUGCCUUUGGGUGGUAUAAGCCAAAUCCAUGGAAUCAGAAAAGAUGGGGAUUCUUUUGCAAAUCCGCUGACAACUUGAAGAGGACAUAAACAUUGAUGAGAUUUUUAUCGGUUCUUUUAUGGAUGGAUCAUGACUACGUGUGAUUUUAUUAUAUAUUACCAUAUAUAUAUAUAUACAUGUAUGCGUUUGUGUGAUUGGGAGAAUAAGAGUAUAUAUGUCUGUAUGAGGCAGCUUAAUAGUCUUUGUGAGUGAGAACAGUGUCGGUGUGAUUUGUACAGUGUAUUAUUUAUGGAUUGAAAAUCUAAGGAGUGUACGUGUGAGUGAGUUGUGUUUGGAGAGCAAAAGAGAGACAAUAGAGAUGACAUGCGUGUUGAGUGUAAAUGUAUAAAACAGUAUGUAUGUUUCUAGAAUCUAUUAAUUAAACAUUAAUUUUCCUAAA